Molecule: messenger RNA, 7810 nt
Organism: Dromaius novaehollandiae (emu)
Lineage: Eukaryota; Metazoa; Chordata; Aves; Casuariiformes; Dromaiidae
Gene: PAK3
Product: p21 (RAC1) activated kinase 3
Exons: 15
Coding region: 242-1873 (543 amino acids)
Biological process (GO): regulation of actin cytoskeleton organization; protein phosphorylation; regulation of axonogenesis
Cellular component (GO): cytoplasm
Molecular function (GO): ATP binding; protein serine/threonine kinase activity
Source: RefSeq, a predicted model, not a curated record
AUCCCCCCUCCUUUCUUUUCCCCCUGAAAAGAGGGGGUGGAAGGAGGAGGGGGAGAAAAAAUAAGAGCGGCUGCCGGCAGGCAGAGCAAUGUGGAGCGGCUGAGGCGCCGCGAGCCGCGACUGCCCCGCCAGCAUCCCGCCAGCAUCCCGCCAGCAGCCGCGGCCGCAGCCAGGGAGGACGAGCUCACCCUCCCCAGCGCGGAAGAGGCCAGAGAGAAGGAGGCUGUGAGGGCUGCUGAAGAUGUCCGAUAGUCUGGAUAUUGAAGAGAAACCUCCAGCCCCGCCAUUGAGAAUGAACAGCAACAAUCGCGAUUCUUCAGCACUAAACCACAGUUCAAAACCGCUCCCCAUGGCCCCUGAGGAGAAGAACAAGAAAGCCAGGCUUCGCUCCAUCUUCCCAGGAGGAGGGGAUAAAACCAAUAAGAAGAAGGAGAAAGAACGUCCUGAGAUCUCUCUUCCUUCAGACUUUGAACAUACGAUUCAUGUGGGGUUUGAUGCCGUCACUGGAGAAUUCACAGGCAUUCCAGAGCAGUGGGCCAGGCUACUACAGACCUCCAACAUAACAAAACUAGAGCAGAAGAAGAAUCCACAAGCAGUACUAGAUGUCCUCAAAUUUUAUGAUUCCAAAGAAACAGUUAACAACCAGAAAUAUAUGAGCUUUACUUCAGGAGAUAAGAGCGCCCAUGGAUACAUAGCAGCCCAUCCUUCGAGCACAAAGACGGCAUCAGAGCCCCCACUAGCUCCCCCUGUUUCUGAAGAAGAGGAUGAAGAGGAUGAGGAAGAGGAAGAUGACAAUGAACCUCCACCUGUUAUUGCACCACGGCCUGAGCAUACAAAAUCAAUCUACACACGCUCUGUAAUUGAACCUGUCGCGGCACCAGCACCAGCUAAAGAAGCCACCACUCCCCAGCCUGAAAACUCAAACACAAACACUUUAUACAGAAAUACAGACCGGCAGCGAAAAAAAUCCAAGAUGACAGAUGAGGAGAUCCUAGAGAAAUUGAGAAGCAUUGUCAGCGUGGGAGACCCUAAGAAGAAAUACACUCGAUUUGAAAAAAUCGGCCAAGGGGCGUCGGGUACUGUUUACACAGCAAUAGACAUCGCCACGGGACAGGAGGUGGCCAUAAAGCAAAUGAAUCUCCAACAACAGCCCAAAAAGGAAUUAAUUAUUAAUGAAAUCCUGGUCAUGAGGGAAAAUAAGAACCCCAAUAUUGUUAACUAUUUAGACAGCUACCUGGUGGGCGAUGAACUUUGGGUAGUUAUGGAGUACUUGGCAGGAGGCUCUUUAACUGACGUGGUUACGGAGACCUGUAUGGACGAAGGACAGAUAGCAGCUGUCUGCAGGGAGUGCCUGCAAGCGCUGGAUUUCCUACAUUCAAACCAAGUGAUCCAUAGAGACAUCAAGAGCGACAACAUCCUCCUCGGGAUGGACGGAUCUGUCAAAUUGACCGAUUUUGGGUUCUGCGCUCAGAUCACCCCUGAGCAGAGUAAACGGAGCACAAUGGUGGGGACUCCUUACUGGAUGGCACCAGAAGUGGUGACGAGAAAAGCAUACGGCCCCAAAGUUGACAUCUGGUCACUCGGGAUCAUGGCAAUAGAAAUGGUGGAAGGAGAACCUCCUUACCUUAAUGAAAAUCCUCUCAGGGCGCUGUAUCUGAUAGCCACCAACGGGACGCCGGAGCUGCAGAACCCGGAGCGGCUCUCCGCCGUCUUCCGCGACUUCCUGAACCGCUGCCUCGAGAUGGACGUGGACCGGCGGGGGUCCGCCAAGGAGCUGCUGCAGCAUCCAUUUUUAAAACUAGCCAAGCCUCUCUCCAGCCUGACUCCUCUGAUCAUUGCAGCAAAGGAAGCGAUUAAGAACAGCAGCCGCUAGCACUCCAGGCUGGCCUUCUCCCACGCCAGCUCCCUCCAGAGCAGGACUGAGCAAAAACUCUGUAAAACCUCAACUCUUGUGCUGCAGGACAGAUGGAUGGAUGGACAAACGGUCACAGUCACGGUGGUAGCAGGGAGGAGGGGAGAACAACUGUUCUCCGGUCCCUCGAGGAAUAGAAACUUAUCACGUGUCUUCUUCCUGCUUUCUGGCUCCUUAAUUUAUUUCUGAGAUGAAACAGGGCUUCAGACAGAGAGGUAAUGACAGAAAAGGCUUUGCUGUCUCAGCCGUUUCCAAGGUAAAGCAGAUUCAGUUGGAAGAUUCCCUUCCUUCUCACCCUGUGAAUAAGCUGUACAUUCACUUUUAAAUUGUCAGUUGUUUCUUAAAGAUGCAAAGUCCCUUUUCGGGGUUUUUUGGUAUGGUUUGGAAUUGGAGAAAGGUCCUCCUUCAUUCAUACACUCCAGACUGCAUCGCCUUUUGAAUGCAGCCCGCUCGCUGGUAUUUGCUCAUUCAUGGUACGUCUAGCCAAGGAAGGAAGUGAAAUUGCAUUUCCAACCAAAAAUGAAUCAAGAGUGGAGCAGACAAAACAUCCUGUUGAGAUACAGGCUUUCAACUGUGAAUAUAUAGUGUUUCGGUUCUUGACAGUUUGAUUUGUAUAACUAAUUGUAAUAUGUUUGCCUGGGUGAGAGUCUUAUUAAAAUGAAAAAAGAAAAAAGCAAAAGAUCAGCCAGUGUGCUCGGAAAGGGCUCGUGUGAUGCGGAGCUGUGAGGGUGAUGUCAGGCGGCCGGGGGCCGAGUCCCGCAGCCCCUGCAGAGCACCCCAUGGCCUCCUGGCCUCGGGCGCUGCGGUCGUAGCAGACAGCAGAAGCCAACUGGCCGUAGGUGCUCGCCCUUCCCGGGACGGGGCCGGUACCCGGUGCUGGAGCCCGACGGGCAGGGGCUGCUCCCCGCCGUUAUCCGCACGCCUCGCGUCGGCCUUCUGCGGCUCGGGCAGGAGCAGGGAGGGGCGAAACCGAGUCCUGGCCCUCCGGAGAGCUCCCGCGGUCUCCUCGUAGCCGCUGCCGGAGGGCGCGUGGUCUCCGUAGCCCUCGGCACGCGCCGGGGAGGGCGGCCCGGCCCGGAGGCACCUGCGCAGCGAGCGCCUGAGUGCCGCUGGGGAGAGGAGGCUCCCGGGGCUUCGCUCUGCCUCGGCCCGUGCAGCAAGCAGCUUUGGGAGAAAAUGCACUGAAACACCGAGCGGGGGCAAAGGUGCGGAGCGCAGAGUCCGUUGCAGAAACGCGCUUGGGGCCGUAAAACCGGCCGCCUCCCUGCGCUGCUGGGGGCAGCGAGCCGCACGCGUGGUGCCGGCACCGGCGGGGGUGUGCUGGCUGGCAGCUGCGUUGAGGGGCAGAGCAGCUGAGCUGUGCCCUGGGUGGGUUUGCUUCUUUUUUGAAAGAAAGGGAGGUGCAGCGUGGCUUCACUCAGAGCAUUUGUGCGGAAUAUUUGUUGCUGUAUUUUAGUAGUAUGACUAAGGAAAAAAUCAAAGACCUUCAAAACAGCAUUUGGAUCAUGGCUGUUUUAACACCCACCCAACAAGCAAAAAACAAAACAAGAGUAAGAAAGCUUGCUGCUGUAGACCCUUACGUUCAGGCCUGAUCCUGCAAGAGGCUGAGCAGCCUUUAAGGUACUGAAGACCUUCAUGUUUUGCUGGUACGAAUGAAGGAUGCUUGGGCUGUUCCUGAAUGAGGUCAUUAGCUCCUUCGGCUUUGGCUCCUCACCUCGUUACAGCCCUGGUGUCGCGCCCGCCGGUGCCGCCGCCUCCUCGCCCCGCGCGCUCCCCGGGCGGCCCAGGGGCCUCGGCUGCGGCAAACUGAGGCCCUGCAGCUACGUGCGAGGUCACCUCUCCUCACUGCCCGGGGAGCAAAACAGGUUUGAUUUCCCGAUGCCCAGAUAGGACAGAAACGCCGUUUCUUUCGGCUGCGCUCCUCUCCGUCCGCCCAGGCGGGCUCCGGGAGGUGACGGCCCUUCCUGGGGACGACGGCGGCAGGGUUCAGGCGUGAGCAGGGCGGCCCUCCGCUUGCGAAGCAUUAAUCGGAGUGAAAUGUGUUCGUAUUCCAUGUGAGAAGUAAAGAAACAAGUGACAGUUUCUGUUUUCCCGUAUAGCUUUUGUUUUCUCCUGCCCUCAAAGGAACAGACAGCCGUCCUUCAAAAGGAAAGCACUUUUUUGUGGCACGCAUUUGCUGGACAUACGAUAGAAAUGCUUAUGCUGACAGAUUACACUAUUUGAUUCAUUGUUUUUCCCCGUUUGUUUUCUCUAGCUAUAAAUAUUUCAGCAUUUUCCCUGUCUCUACUUUUCAAAAAAACUUCCCAAAAUAUAACAGAUAUGAAAGAUAGGAAAUCAAAUAGAAGCGUCUUUUUUUCUCUGGUUAGCAUAUGCUCCAGCACACAAAAUAUUGUUGGCACUGGCUUUUUAAACGCAGCUGCUUUAAAAAGAGGCCUUAAUUUUUAUUUUAUUAAAUAGUAUAUUUAUUGUUCUUUGCAUCAGCAAAUACAGGUAUCUUUUUCUUUUUAAAAAAUUCUUUUAGUUUUUUUUUAAUGUUGAAAAGGAUUCAACAGAAAUAAUCUCUGCCGGUGAAGGGUUUUAACGUGAACUGUAAUUGCCCAGCUGAGACCAACUGCUUUACAUCCAGUGAAACGAACCUGUCGCAUCCCUGUUGCUCUUUGCUCGGGACGGUCGCUGGCACUAAACUCUCAGUCACUAGAUCCUGGCAGGUGGCAGCUGCUUUUAUGUCCUCCUGAGUUUGAAGGGAAAUGUCGAAGAGGAAUAUUAAUGUGAAAAAUCAGUCCUGUGAGAGACAGGUCUGGUACAUUAUUUACAGGAUCGACUGAUAGCAUGUUAGGAUAGGCAUUGCCCUUGCGCAACGGAAGAAGAUGCAACCAGUGCUAUAAAACCGCUGGAACCGUCUUGGGAUCUUUUUGAGUGCUCUCCCUGGAUUAAACAAUUAGUUACAUAUAUUUUUGGAAGUAUUAGAAAUAGGCUAUUUCUGUUGCCAGAUGCAUAGAUGGUAAAUGUUGUGUAUGUUUCAGACACGUUCAUUCCAAAGUUUUAAAAGACUGGUUAAUUGCGUUUUCCUGUUUUAUUUCUAAAUCCAUUAAACAGUUAAAAAAGCAAAGCCACCACCUGUCCAGAGUCCCCUGCCUGCAGUGGCGGUGUGUGGAGACGGCCCGUUGGCGAGCUGAGGUUUCCCGUGUUCGGAGGCGGCGGCGGCGAAGGCAGGGAAGCGUGAGCAGCACAGAACAGGUUAUUUAUUUAAGGAAAAAGAAAAAAAAGCGGGUGGCGCAGUGCUGCCGCUGCGCUGAGGCUCCCGCUGUGUUGCGGCUUGCACGACGGCUCGGCCGGCGCCCUCGGGGUUCGGGCCCGGGCUGCGCUCCCGCUCCCUGCUCCGGGGAGUUGCUAGCACCUGGACUGGGAGCCAGUGAGAGCUCGGAGCAGCUGCCGGGAAAGCCCGGAGCUGAGGCUGUGAUUAGAGCGUUGAGCUUGCUCUUCAUAUGGCUGUUGGUCUGGUAGAUAGCCCUCGUUUUAGCCCUCGAUUUUUAGGAAGUGGGCAAAGGACACCUUCUGGGUUUCAAGGGAAACUAUUUGAGGCUCCUCUGGGCACCAGCUGCAGUUCAGGGGUCUUUGCUUGUGCCUGUGCGUGAGCUGGCGGGGUAAUGCCGCCUUCUGGCUGGCGCUCGCUGGCCCUCGCUUACCCCCCGCCCCCCCCACGAGCCAUGAGCACGAGCUGCCUGUGCCGGAUGCGUUGCGCGGGGCCAGCCGCCCUGCCCUGCCCUGCCCUGCCCUGCCCUGGCCUGCCCUGCCCUGCCCUGCCCUGAGCACCGGCCCCGCUGGGAGCGGCAGGCCGCCUCCACGCCGCGGGGCGCUGGGGCCGUCGGGAGGGCGCCAGCUCGCCGACGGGUGGUCUCGCUGCUUAGCCGCUCGCCCAAGCGAGUGCUGCCGUUCAGUCGGACCCCGACUGAGGAAGCUGCGGGCAAAAUAAGUUGUCGCAGUUGCUAAUACGGAGAACUAAGACAUUUUCAAUAGCCUUUGGAGCACAGUGCCCCCAGAGGAAGCGGGACGGCUUCCCAGCAGACCGCACGUGAGUUUUAGCAUCGUUGAGGUGCUCGGUGCUCUCGUUGAGCGGCUCCUGGUCCGUAGGUGCUCGUGGCUUGCACGCCGGGGCCACGAGGCUCGCUAGCGAGCUCUGCCGUGCCCGGCUGUGUCGCACGGGGAGCCAAAGCCCAAGCAGUUGCAGUUGGGAGCGUCCGGGCUCGCGGCUUGGCCAAGCCCAUGGCCACGUGCACGGGUGGAUCACGGCCCUGAGGGAGGGCCUGUGCGAGCUGAGCACGAGCGUGGCUUGUGUGGCAUCGCGCCACUGUCCCUCAUGUCUUUCCAGGCCUUGGAACAGCUCAAAUAGCAUUUCUGAAGAGCGACCUUUCCAAGGGUGCCAUCCCCGCUCCGGGUCUCGCUCUGUCUUGUCGCGCUGCUUGAGCCAGCGUUGCCCUCUCCUGCGCCCUCUGCUCCGCGGCUGCUAACAGACCGUGUAACUGGCUGAGCUCUCGUGCUCGAGAGCCUCAGGUCUCUGCCCUCCGAACUGCCGGUUUGCAGCAGCGUUUUAAGUCCGAACGCCAGGUCGGGAGCGCGCGUUACCACCUCCGUGCUGUGCGGAGCGGCCGCGAGGCCGGGGCCCGCCGCCCCGGGGAGGUGCCUGCGCCCAGGGCUGCGGUGCUGCACGACGCCAUUGCAAACGCGUGGCGCCGGCGGCCGGUUGCCGCUUUCUAAAGCCAGGCUCAGCGUCCUGCGUUUCCUUUGCCCAGCCCAGCUGUAGCCGCAGAGAUGAGCUGCGGGCUUUGCUGCUGCUCCCGCUGCAGUCGGUGAGCGCUUGCUCGCGCCCCGUGCGGGUGCCGUGCGGGGCCGGGGCAGCCCUGGCUGCCUCCGCAGGUGCCAGGAGGGUCCCCGUCGUUCUGUUCUCCACCGUGCAAUACUGUCUGGGUCAGAAGUGGGCCAGCAUAACACAUUUGAAGCGUGCAAGUCUCUUACGUCCAUGUCUGCUGAGAUUUUGAGCUAAAGAUACACCACGGCAAUUGCUUUUUGUCACACUGUUUCUAGAAGUACUGAGCAGCGCUGCUAAGUCGCUCUGCAGCACAUGCCCAAGAGAAAGCCGGCAGCUCCGCGGGCGCCCUCGCGCACCUCCCUCCCUGCCGCCCGCCUCGGCGGGGAGCUGCCGGCGGCAGGAAGCAGUAGCAGAGCCCCGCAGCCCCGGCGAGGAGCCCCCCAGCCCGCGUGGCGCGCGGGGCCCUGCGCUGCCCGUGCGGUGCCUGCAGACCCCGCCGCCGGGCGGGAGGAGCCGCACGCGAAUCCGGCAGCGCCGAACCGGAUCGGGCUGUAGCCAACUCCAAACUCCAGUUUAGGCCGAAGCACCCAGCUUACACCUACACUGGUGGCUGCUAAUUUAUUUUCUCCAGGGUAUCCCGACAAAAGCAAGCAGAGGAGGAGCCUACAUUCGCAUUGUUUAUCAGAAACGUAUCUCAUUUUGCUGUACAUUCCUUUUUUAGGACGUGUUAUCUGUUUAAAAAAAAAGCAAAAAGAAAGAAAAAGAAAAAAAGCAAAAGAUAAAAGAUAAAAAACAAAUGUGUAGUGAAAUUCUUCUGUAACUUUGGAUUAAGAGGUAAUUAUGAUCUUUUUAAAAAGAGGACUAAGUUAUUUACUUUGUAAAUGUGCUGAUGGCAUGGAUCCAUCUUACUGACCUCAGCAUCCUUUUUUUUUAAGAUUUUGGGUUUUGUUUCCAAUAUUAAGUUAUUUUAAAUUGUGGUUGAAGCAAUAGAAAAUUGAAAUAUGGAUUGUGCAUGACUGUGUCUUGAGUGUAAAAAUAUUGCAGUUUGAAACUUGGACCUAAAGUAUUGCAAAUAAAAGUUAUAAAUACCG